Messenger RNA from Aphidius gifuensis, 1640 nucleotides. RefSeq names its product dnaJ homolog subfamily B member 12. Gene Ontology annotation, cellular component: endoplasmic reticulum membrane. The record is from RefSeq and is a predicted model, not a curated record. Gene Ontology annotation, biological process: cellular response to misfolded protein. The transcript is spliced from 4 exons. Gene Ontology annotation, molecular function: Hsp70 protein binding. Lineage: Eukaryota; Metazoa; Arthropoda; Insecta; Hymenoptera; Braconidae. The coding region runs from base 398 to 1561 and encodes 387 amino acids.
AUAGUAAAUAAAAAAACAGGCCAAUGGAGCAAACUCGUGAUGACAGUUAAAUUUUACGUGGAAGUCAAUUGUCAACAUACAUAAAAUACACCUAUUACUAUUAAUUAAUUAAUAAUACUAAUCAAUCAAAAAAUUGUUUAUAAUUAUAAAAUAUCGUAUUUGGGUGUUGAAAAAAAAAAACAAUUAAAUCAUUAAACAAUUUUUGACAUGACGUAACGUAACACACCAAAUUCUAUACAAAAAAAAUAAAAAAACAUUAAAGGGUGUGUGUUUAUGUGUAUGUGUGUGUAUCUCCAUUAAUUGAUAAUUGAAAUACAUGAUUUUUUUGUAUUUUGCCUUGUCACUAUUUAUCAUUAUAUUAAUACAACGACAUAUAUAAAAAUUUAUAUCUAAUAAAAUGGACAGCAACAAAGAUGAAGCAGAUAGAUGUUUGGAACUUGCUGAAAAAUAUAUACGUGAAGAUAGAUAUGAUGAUGCUGAAAGAUUUGUCAAAAAAGCCAUGAAAUUAUAUCCAACUAAAAAAGUAGAAGAUUUAUUGGCAAAGUUAUCAUCAUCAUCAACAACAAAACAAAAUCAAAAAAAAGAAACUGAACCAGAACUUCGUAAACGUCAAGCAACAUCAUCAACAACAACAUCAUCAUCAAAAUCAACAACAAGUCAAUCAAAUAAUACAAGUAGCUUUAGUGAUUAUACUAAAGAACAAUAUGAACAUGUUAAAAGAGUUAAAAAAUGUAAAGAUUAUUAUGAAAUAUUAAGUGUAACUAAAGAAGCAACUGACAAUGAUAUUAAAAAAGCAUAUAAAAAAUUAGCAUUACAGUUACAUCCAGAUAAAAAUAAAGCACCAGGUGCUGGUGAAGCAUUUAAAGCAAUUGGUAAUGCUGUUGCUGUAUUAACAGAUGUACAAAAACGUAAACAAUAUGAUCUUUAUGGUUCUGAUGAAGAACGUAUGCAAUCAUCAAGAGGUAAUGCAGCAUCAAAUCAUCAUAGUUAUACACGUGGUUUUGAAGCUGAUAUAACUGCUGAAGAAUUAUUUAAUAUGUUCUUUGGUGGUGGUUUUCCACAACAAGAAUUUUACAUGAGAAGAACUGCUAAUAGAUGGACUAGACAAAGUGAAUCACAAACACAACAUCAACAUGCUCAUCAUCAUCAACAACAACAUCAACAACAACAAGCUAAUAGUUAUACAGCUAUUUUACAAAUGUUGCCUGUUUUAUUACUCAUAUUAUUAACAAUGAUGAGUAGUUUUUUUAUAUCUGAUCCAAUUUAUAGUUUACAUUCAAAUGCAAAAUACUCGGUUCAAAGAACUACACAAGAUAUGAAAGUACCAUAUUAUGUUAAGGAAAAUUUUCACAGUGAAUAUCAAGGUAGUUUACGAAGAUUAGAAAUAUCUGUUGAAGAAGAAUACAUGAAUAAUUUGAGGCAUGCAUGUUACAGAGAAAAAAGUUAUAAAGAUUCAAUGGUAUGGAAAGCAAGAAAUUUUGGUGAUGCUGAAUUAUUUCAAAAAGCUAAAAAUAUUGAUACACCAUCAUGCAGACGACUUCAAGAUGUUCAAGCUGCCUAAGUCAAUUUUAUUUAUUUAUUUUACUUUUUUUUUUUUUAUAUAUAUUAUUAAACAGUGUAGAUAGGUGUAUAAUAACAUA